Mus caroli (Ryukyu mouse) is the source of this 8325-nucleotide messenger RNA. RefSeq names its product phosphodiesterase 12 (gene Pde12). Gene Ontology annotation, cellular component: mitochondrion. Gene Ontology annotation, molecular function: 3'-5'-RNA exonuclease activity. Gene Ontology annotation, biological process: nuclear-transcribed mRNA catabolic process, deadenylation-dependent decay. The record is from RefSeq and is a predicted model, not a curated record. NCBI's taxonomy places the organism in Eukaryota, Metazoa, Chordata, Mammalia, Rodentia, Muridae.
AGGCGCUCGAAACUCGAGACCGGCGGUCAAGACAAGAAGGAGCGAGCAAGUGGCCUUGGCGAAAGUGCGAGUCGGGAACACCGCGCGCUUGAUGCUCACACCGCGGCUUCUGCUUGCCGCCGACCGGAAGUCCACGGUCUGAAUGGGUCUUGUACCCGGCCACGGCCGCUCCUCCCGGUGGACUUGACAGCGGGCGACACUGGAUCUCUGAUCUCGUCGGCUGCCAGGUUCAUGUGGAGGCUCCCGGGCCGCAGCGCGCUUCGUGGGGUCCGGUCGGUGGUGGAGCGACGCAGCCGGGUCGAGGCAGGGACUCACGAGGCGGUGCGCGCCAUGGAGCGCGCGGUGGUGCGCUGUGUGCCCUCGGAGCCCAAGCUCAGCCUGUCUUUCGCGUUGGCCGACGGCAGCCACAAAAACAUGCAGCGGGACCAGAGCGAGCCUCUGGGCCGGGCCCUCAGCCGGAUCGCUACCAACGCCCUCAAGGGACACGCAAAGGUAGCGGCCGCCAAGAAGAGCAGGAAGAACCGAGCCCACUCGAGCGGUGGCGCGGCCUGUGCGGCGACAGGGCCUGAGCCGGUUGCGACCUGCGAGCCGGUGGUGAAGCUGUACUACCGGGAGGAGGCGGUGGCCGAGGAUGUGCUCAAUGUGGACGCCUGGCAGGACGGAGCGGUGCUGCAGAUCGGCGACGUCAAGUACAAGGUGGAGCGCAACCCGCCCACCUUCACGGAGCUGCAGUUGCCGCGCUACAUCAUGGCUGGCUUCCCUGUGUGCCCCAAACUCGGCCUGGAAUUUGGGGAUCCCGCCAGCUCCGUGUUCCGCUGGUACAAGGAAGUCAAACCCGGGGCGGCAGAACCUGGGGACAGCGGCCCCGCGUCCUCGUCUCACUCUUCGCAGCCUUCAGCUUGGAUCGAGACCGGUGUGGACGAGCGCGUCUACACCCCGUGCAAUGCAGACAUCGGGCUCCGGCUCCGGCUUCACUGUACGCCGGGCAAUGGGCAGCGCUUCGGGCCAAGCCGCGAGCUAGAAAGCCUGUGCCCGGUGGAGGCCGGGCCUGGCACCUGCACUUUUGACCAUCGACAUCUGUACACCAAGAAGGUGACGGAGGACUCUUUCAUCCGCACUGUCUCCUACAACAUCCUGGCUGACACGUACGCCCAGACUGAGUUCUCUCGGACGGUCCUGUACCCAUACUGUGCCCCCUACGCCCUGGAGCUUGACUACCGCCAGAACCUCAUACAGAAGGAGCUCACAGGCUACAACGCAGACCUCAUCUGUUUGCAGGAGGUGGACCGCGCGGUGUUCUCCGACAGCCUGGUACCGGCCCUGGAGGCCUUCGGGCUGGAGGGCGUGUUCCGAAUCAAGCAGCACGAAGGCCUGGCCACUUUCUACCGGAAGUCCAAGUUCAGGCUCCUUAGUCAACAUGACAUCUCUUUUCAAGAAGCCCUCAAGUCGGACCCACUGCACAAAGAAUUACUAGAGAAGCUGGCUUUGAAUCCAUUAGCACAGGAGAAGGUCCUCCAGAGGUCGUCUGUCCUUCAGAUUUCAGUUCUUCAGUCUACAACGGACUCUUCGAAAAAGAUAUGUGUUGCUAACACCCAUCUCUACUGGCACCCAAAAGGUGGAUACAUUCGUCUCAUUCAAAUGGCAGUAGCCUUGGUUCAUAUUAGACAUGUCUCACGUGAUCUCUAUCCUGGCAUACCAGUUAUAUUUUGUGGCGACUUUAAUAGUACACCAUCAACAGGCAUGUAUCAUUUUGUCAUCAAUGGCAGCAUUGCAGAGGAUCAUGAAGACUGGGCUUCCAAUGGGGAAGAGGAGAGAUGCAGCAUGUCUCUCACACACUGUUUCCAACUGAAGAGUGCUUGUGGUGAGCCUGCUUACACAAAUUAUGUCGGUGGCUUUCACGGAUGUCUAGAUUACAUUUUCAUUGACUUAAAGACUUUAGAGGUUGAACAGGUGAUCCCAUUACCUAGUCAUGAAGAAGUUACCACCCACCAGGCCUUACCUAGUGUUUCUCAUCCUUCUGAUCACAUAGCACUUGUAUGUGAUUUAAAAUGGAAAUAGAUUUUACUUCACUAACUCUGAAAGGAAGCUAGGAACUUUUCAAAAAAUGUAAUAUGAAACAAAGCUCAUAUAUAAACCUUCAAUGAGGCAACACUAGACUUAACGGUCAUUCCCUACUGGUUAUGUUCCAGACGGCUUCGUUAUAGAACUAAUUCAUCUUUGCAUCAUAUAAUAUCUUUAUCCUCUUUUUUUAAAUUCCCUACAUUUGGAGGAAAACAUAUUUAUGACUAGCAAGAAUAAAAUUGAAAUAUUGUGUACAUUUUAUAAGUUUUUUUAAGCUGGUAAUUAAGAUUUUUAAGUACUAUUUGAAUAAUCUCAAUUUUUCUUUCACAGCACAUUUUACAUUGAAUUAUGUUAAUAUAAUUGGGGAAGGAGGGGACAUGUAGGUAAAACGUGAGAGACUUCAGAGACACAUGGAAUACAUUAGUCUGUCACUACCUCAAUUUGGUUAGAAUUUAUUAUAAUUUUGGAGCUUUAACAAAAGAUUAAAAUGUACCAUUACCAAUUCUUUUAGCUUCUUCCUUUUUCAGUUAGGAAGGUAUUUUCCUUCUAGCAUUGUUUUCCAGUGUACAAAUGACGGUUCAAAUGCAUCUAAUUUGUCUUCUCACUUGCACUUCAGCUCAUUUUAAUAGUAGGAUACAAGCACAAAAGAGUAUUCAAAGGGACCGGGGACAUGACUUGAUCCCUUGCCUUUGCUCUUACUCAUAAAAUAUAAGCACACAGGGAAAGGGGGAAUCAGGCGUGGUGCUUUAUAGCUGUAAUCCUAGACUCAGGAACCUGAGGCAGGACUGCUUCGAGGUCAGUUCUGGUCUGGGUUACACAGUUCAAGGCCAGCUUGGGCUACAUACAUAGGGAAAAAGGGGACAGUGGGUUUUUGUCAAUAUCUGAAAUAAACUUUUUAUAGAUGUAAGCAUUAUAGCUUGAGGAACAGAACAGUGCCACAUAAUUUAUAUAAGAAAUUUUAAGAUGAAGCCAACAUUUGAAAUUGCAAGCUGGGUUGAUUAGUACCUAGUUUAGAUGCUUUACUACAUUUGUUCUCUCCACGUCUUCUUCUUGGUAAUGCUUUAGCUGUUGCUUUGUCAUGUCCAGGUUUAACUGUAGCACAAGCAUAGCUUUCUGCACUUAAUUUCUAGCAUAGAUAAUAAAGGCCUCUUAUACCUCAAAAAGAGGUCUUAUUUUCCAGUCUUCAAAUUAUUUAAUCUGUAAAUCCAUUUUUCCCCAUAUUCUUCUAAUGUGAUCUGUGUUUUCCAUAUUCUGUUAUCAGAUACUCUUAGGUUAGUAAGUCUGAAAAAUAUAAGCAUUUCAUUUGCACUUCACAUUGAAUCUUUAUUCAAAUUAUUUAAAGGGAAACAUAAGGUGGCAGUUUCUUGGGAUGCUUAAAAUAAAAAAAGCUGAUGAAAAGUUGAUGUUACCAAAUUGUGCCUUCAUAAAUAUGGUAGUUUCUCUUCCCAAGGGUCAAAUUCAGGGCACUCAGUUAUAUUCCCAGCCAUGUACAUGCCACUUUUGAGAGCAUUUUAGUGGCAGUUUAUAUAGUCAGAACUAGUUCUUUUGCAAAAUAUUAUUUCAGUAUUAUUUUAUUUCUGUGUUGCUGGGGAUUGAACCCAGAACCCUGAGCAUGCUAACCAUGCUUAGUACUACCAAGCUGCAUCAGAGCUACAACCCUCUCCAAAAUUGGUUUUGUUUUGCCUUCAGAUAACCAUGUUGACAAACUUACAUGAACUCUUCAGGAAUUAACAGUAAUUUACUCAGCAAGAAGUGAGCAUUUUGAAAGAAAAAUGUUUGUAAUUCAUACCCAUGCAUUGACCUCCUGCAUUAACUCCGUGGCGAAAUUGAACUGUGAUUUACCAAACAUACCAUGUCCUAAAUCCUUAAAUUUGAUAUUUGUGGAUUAAAUGGUAUAGUCAGAUUAUAUACAGAUAUUUCAGGAUAUUCUGAUAAUGAAGUGUAAAGAUCUGACUCCAGCUUACAGGUGUGCAAAGGUAGGAGCACUGCACAAACUCUAUGAAGAAACUUAUUUGUACUUAGGACAGGACAAGGUGUUGAUCAGAAGUGUUUAAAGUUGUCUUCGUGAUUGAAUUUUUCUAUUAGUUUUGAAAUUUUUAGUAUUUAAUGAUUCUGAGAACUCUAGCAACUUUGUGGCAAACCACAUUUAUGUCACAAGUUCUUCGUAAAGGAAAUGUGAAUAUUUUAGAGUAUGUUAUUCUGUUAAAAUCAACUCUUAAAGUUGUCCCAGUAACACUAACAGUUUGCAGUUCAUUAGCAAAAAUAUCAUUUCUGGCUACAGUAUCUUUUCUUUAAAGUUCUAAAAUGUAAAAUCUCUAUAUUGUAAGGGAAGAUAAAAUUUGUAGUAUUCAUCUUAAAACUCAGUAGGGAAGUCUUCUGAAAUACGGCCAACACCAAUUUUCUAAACACUAUUUAAAAAUGUGUUUGAAACCCUUUUGCUCAGCAUACUUGCAGGAAGUAUUAUCUUGAUUUCAUUUGUAGAGAGGAUAAGGGCUUUCACUUAUAAAGUAAGUUCUGUGGCCCUGAUUUCUAAGAAAUAUGCCAUUUCUAGUAAGUGGUGAUGAGUUGUAUUACCUGGGUAAAUUUUAGCAUUACAAUACAACAAUACUGCAUUCUGAUUACAAUACAAAAGCUAACCAUUUAAAUGUAUACAGCCUAGUUGUAUUUAAUACAUUCACUGUUGUGUAACUGAUUCUAAGGCAUUUUCAUCACUUCAAAAGGAAAGCCUAAAUUAUAUCCUCAUUCUCUACCAGUAUAGACAUAUCAUCUGCCAGUUCUGAUAUAUCUGUCUGUAUUGACUGGAUGUUUUUCAAGCUUAUCUGUGUAACAGUAUGUACCAAUACUUCAUCUUUUUUACACAUUUUCUACUGCAUGGAUAAUACAUCUUGCUUAUGUGAGCAUUUGGAUUGGCUAGUUUGCUGUUGUGAGUAGUACUGUGGAGAUUGGAACAUCCUCUUUUUGUUAGUACUAGGGAAUCAAACCCUGGGCUGGUGUAUGGACUGCUCUGAGCUGCACACCCAGUCCAAACAUCUGUUUUCAGUUCUUUUAGAGUAUAUAAUUUGGUGAAUUGCUGGGUCAUAAUUCUCUGUAGCUUUCUGCAGCAGUGCCAUACUUUCCCACAGUGGCUACACUAUCCUAAACCUCCCUCACUGUUAUAUACAGGUUCAGGUUCCCUCCAUCCUCACAAAUUAUAUCCAUUUUUUGAACAGCCAUCCUAGUUAACACUUCAGUGACACACUUUGAACUUUGGAAUUGCAGUUGUUGCAGUCACAAGCAAGCUUAUCUUAAAAUACAGCUUAUCAGACCUCUUCCCAGAGCCACCUUCAGCAGCUGCUACUUAUUUUUAUGAUUUUUGUGCCAAGUAGGAAAGGUUUUACUGCUUCCUUUAAAGAAAACUGAAUAUCAAAGUUAAAAAUACAACCUUGACUAUAAAGAAUUUUGGUAAAGGCCUAAGACCUGCACAACAAAAGGCCAUACUUCACGCUUCAGCAAUUGCAGAGAACUUACUUUAAAAUCUAAAAGGUACAGAUUAGCAGAUGGCAAGAAUGGCUAAGUUUUGAGAAAAUUAGAUGGAUAUAAUUGAGUAUAAUUUAUAAUAAUAAAUUAUGUAUAAUCAUUGAAAGUUCAAGCUAUUCUAGUUUUUUUUUAAAAAACAUCUCUAAAUUCAAGCUAACGUAAACUUUAAGCCAAUAAACUUAAGCUGGCAUUUACCCUGUUAAAUAAGAGGUAGGGAAAAUAUUACUUGACCACUUAAGGUAGUGUAUUAAUAAUACAGAUGCUAAAAUUUAAUUUAUAUAGAGGCUAAUUUUAAACAUUAAACUUAUCAGUUGAACUGGUUGAUACCAUCCACUAUAUAACUAUUAAUAGUGACAUUGUAAACAGUAAACCUGAGCCUGAAAAGACCACUUGUUCUUCCAAAGGACCCAGAGUUCAUUUCCCAAGACCCACAUGGUGGCUCACAACCUUUUGUAACUCCAGGUCCAGGGGGCCCACAUCCUUAACUGGCAUCUCUGGACUCCAGGAAUGCAGGCAAAACACACUAUACCUGUAAACUUAAAAAUCACCAAGAAAAAAAUAAACAAAAACUAGAUAAACAACCGUGGAAGCAGUCGGUUCAGCUUUUCAGCUUCCAGUCUGAUUAUUCUGAUGGGAAUCUCUUGAUUUGUCAAAACCCAAGCUCUGCAAUGUUUUGUGGGUUUUUCCUGAGGGUUUUUCUAUGUAGGCCAGGCCGAGAUUUGCCUCCUAGUGUGAGGAUUAAGGGUGUGUACUACCACCACUUGGCUCUGAAAUACUUUUUUUUUUUAAUUGUUCAUUUUUGGGCGUGAUGGUGCAUGCCUUUGGUCUCGAAGGCAGAGAGGCAGGUAGAUCUCUGAGUUCAAGGCCAGCCUGGUCAGAAUUACAGGCUGACCAGGCCUGUUACCAUGUUUUGAAAAACAAAAACAAUUUCUUUCGGACACUAAAAAACUAUCUCCAUCAUAUAUCCAUUUUGUGGUGAAUUUAAGCCUAUUUCAUCUGGCAACUCUCUCAUACCCUGGAGAGUUGCCAUUGCACAUUUCCUUAGGAUACUGAAAUAGUUGUAGGUUGCAUUUUUGCUAGUUUGUAUGUGCUUCCUAGAACUAUUGGGGUUGAUUCCGUAGGGAACUUGACAGUUUAGUUGACUUUCUUAUAUUGAAAAGGCACUUUAAAAAGAAUUUAUCGCCGGGCAUGGUGGCGCAUGCCUUUAAUCCCAGCACUCAGGAGGCAGAGGCAGGCGGAUUUCUGAGUUUGAGGCCAGCCUGGUCUACAAAGUGAGUUCCAGGACAGCCAGGGCUACACAGAGAAACCCUGUCUUGAAAAACAAAGACAAAAAAAGAAUUUAUCAUACAUAAAGCAUUAUUGCUAACCAUACAUCCAGACAAAGUGACAUAGAAAAUACUCUGUAUUUUGACAGCUGUUAAAGGUGGCACAUAGCAGUAAUCCUAGCACUUGGGAGGUGGAAGUAGAUGAAUCCAUUCAGUGUCAUCCACAGCUGUUUAGUAAGUUGGAGGCCAGCCUGAAUUAUGAGACUGACAGUUAAAAUAAAAUUGGGUUAAUAGUAGUGUUACAGAUUAUCUAAAACAAAUUACAUAACCCUUUCAUAUUUCCCACCAUCCUAAUCUUUCCCUAUUCUUAAACUGGUGGUGGUAACUUUAAGAGCUUUUGGUAUUUGAAUGUCAGAAAAAUCCUACUUAAACGUAGUUACUCCGUUUGCUCGGGCAACCCCUUUACCUGUCUCCAUGAAAUGUCUAUUUCGGACUUUCAUAAAUACGUACUUCAGAAAACAUGUAUUUUGUGACUGGCUUCUUUUCACUUAGGCUGUUUAGGUAUUUCCAUGUUGUAGCAUCAGUACUGGGAUUUUUAAAGAUGAAUUUUCCAUUGUUAGGCUAUACUAUAUUUCAUCAAUCUACUUGUAGGUUAAUGGACAUUCAUACUGCUUCCACAAAUAAUUUUUCUGUCUUUGUGUACAAUUUCUGUGUGGGUGUUUUCAUUUCUCUUGGGCAUUCCUCUUCCACAGGGGCAGAACUGUUGGGUCAUGUGGAAACAACUUACCUUUUGAGAAAAUGCUAGGUUACUGAAAGCAGGUGCAUCUCUACCAGCAAAACCUGAGGUUCUGAUUUUUACACAUCCUCAACACUUUUUACUUUUUAAUUUACAUUCCUCUUUCCUCUAGGGAACAUGAGUUCCCUACUUAUAAGACUCCAAAUGGAUUCCUAAAACAGCAUCAUACCCUGUAUCAAUCUUGUGUGUGUGCAUACAUACUUAUGAUAGUUUAACUGAUAUAAGUACAAUAUACUAAUAAGAUAUAAGUUAUUUAAAGCCUAAUUCUUUUUAAACCUUCCAUUUAAUUUUUAAAACAUGGUGGAACAUAAGGACUGAAAUUGUGGAAAGUGAACAUGUAGACAGAAUACCAUACAUGUCUAUUUGAAUGGUAAUACAUUUGGACAAAAAACGAACCACUGUUAACUAAAGCCAGAACAGUUCCUAAGAGCUAGUACUGAGUGCCCAGUGAAACUGAAUGCACACCACUCGUUUGCAGAGUAGAAAUUGCAAGUUGCAAGGGAACCUAGUUUCUUUUCUUCUACUGUAAACACUGACUGAGAAGGCAGUUGCUGUUUACUGAGUUUGUUAACUUAGUCACUUAAACAUGUUACAUGGACUACAGAAAUAACCUUGUUGGGGCUGGAGAGAUGGCUCAACGGUAAGAGCACUGACUGCUCUCCCAGAGGUCCUGACUUCAGUUCCCAG